AUGUGCAGAUAUUGUCUUUUACUUCUUAAAGGUUUGGCUGGAUGCGAUUAUGUUAAAGAACCUAUUAUACAAUGUGGUGCUGCACCUGUUAUCAUGUCAACAAUUUACAGACAUAAAGUGAGGAGGUCUAAAAAUAACAUUUUUUACACUCUUAGGUGUCCAAAUAAUGCACAACAUUUAGUUGAUGCUGGUGCACCUGAUCUUCUAAUGACGGUUAUGAAUAUGUAUAAAGAAAAUCCGGUCAUUUUGAAAAAUGGAUGUUGGGCAGUUAGAAACAUAACAGCUCGUUCUCCUGAAUUUCGACCGAAAUUUAUUAAUUUGGGUGCGGAAAAUUUUUUAAACGAAUCUAGAAAAAAAUUUCCAAAAGAAUUAAAUUAUGAAGCGAAGAUAACACUGAGGGAUUUGGGUUGUGACAUUGAAAACGAAUAUCCAUGGCCGAAAAAAUAA
Messenger RNA from Pediculus humanus corporis (human body louse), 447 nucleotides. RefSeq lists its product as uncharacterized. Bases 1 to 447 code for a protein of 148 amino acids. Gene Ontology annotation, molecular function: protein binding. The transcript is spliced from 3 exons. Lineage: Eukaryota; Metazoa; Arthropoda; Insecta; Psocodea; Pediculidae. The record is from RefSeq and is a predicted model, not a curated record.